Trifolium pratense (red clover) is the source of this 981-nucleotide messenger RNA. Its product is annotated as AP2/ERF and B3 domain-containing transcription factor At1g51120-like. The transcript has a single exon. The coding region runs from base 1 to 981 and encodes 326 amino acids. Gene Ontology annotation, biological process: regulation of DNA-templated transcription. Lineage: Eukaryota; Viridiplantae; Streptophyta; Magnoliopsida; Fabales; Fabaceae. The record is from RefSeq and is a predicted model, not a curated record. Gene Ontology annotation, molecular function: DNA binding; DNA-binding transcription factor activity.
AUGGCCGGGAGCUAUGAAAUGUCAUGUUCAACUGAAAUAAACAAAUUGGCAAAACGUGCGAGGUAUGAAGCAGAAGGGUCUCAAAAGUUCAAAGGUAUUGUUCCUCAACAAAACGGACAUUGGGGUGCACAAAUAUACGCAAACCAUCAAAGAAUAUGGUUAGGGACAUUCAAAUCCGAAAGAGAUGCUGCCAUGGCUUACGACAGCGCCACCAUUAAGCUUAGAAGUGGAGAAAGCAAUAGGAAUUUUCCAUGGAAUGACCAAACAGUUCAAGAACCUUUUUUUCAAAGUCAUUAUAGCAUGGAAACAAUUUUGAGCAUGAUUAGAAAUGGAACCUACCAAUCUAAAUUUGCCACGUUUCUUAGGAACCAAAGCCAAAGUGGCAUUGUUGGGUUGAAGAAGAAGAAGGGUGGUGGGGAACAAUUUUCUUGCACACAACUUUUUCAGAAAGAAUUAACACCUAGUGAUGUUGGUAAACUAAAUAGGCUUGUCAUCCCCAAAAAACAUGCAGUUACUUAUUUUCCUUUGGUUUAUGACAACAAUAUAACUGCAAACGAGAACGAGGAUCAUAAGUGCAGCAGCGAUGUGGAGGUUGUGUUUUAUGACAAACUAAUGCGAUUGUGGAGGUUUCGAUACUGUUAUUGGAAGAGCAGCCAAAGCUAUGUGUUCACUAGAGGAUGGAAUCGAUUUGUCAAGGAUAAGAAAUUAAAGGCUAAAGACACCAUUGUGUUUUAUACGUGUGAACCUAUAAUAAAUUUCAAAAAAUGUGGUGAUCAUCAUGAACAACUCUUUUCAUUGAUUGAUGUAAUAUAUCAUAGAAAAAAGGGAGAAGAUGCCAAACAUGUUUUGGAAAAAAGGAUAAUAAUUUCCAAUGAAGUGGAUGAUGAAGAGACUCAAGGUAGAAUAGAUUUGAAUGCAUUUCAUUCCACACAUAAUAAUUCAGAUACAAGAUUUAAGCUCUUUGGCGUAAGUAUCAGCUGA